Melopsittacus undulatus (budgerigar) is the source of this 6121-nucleotide messenger RNA. RefSeq names its product polypeptide N-acetylgalactosaminyltransferase 10 (gene GALNT10). Gene Ontology annotation, molecular function: polypeptide N-acetylgalactosaminyltransferase activity. The record is from RefSeq and is a predicted model, not a curated record. NCBI's taxonomy places the organism in Eukaryota, Metazoa, Chordata, Aves, Psittaciformes, Psittaculidae. The transcript is spliced from 12 exons. Gene Ontology annotation, cellular component: Golgi apparatus. Gene Ontology annotation, biological process: protein O-linked glycosylation. Bases 1 to 1860 code for a protein of 619 amino acids.
AUGCGGCGCAAGCAGAAGCGGCUGCUGCAGGCGGUGGGGCUGGCUCUGGCCGCCCUCGUCUUCCUGCCCAACGUGGGGCUCUGGUCCCUCUACCGAGAGCGGCAGCUGGAGGGCGGCGGGGCAGCCGGCGGGGAAGGGGCUGGGGCCGCCGCCGCUGGCGCUGCGGGGCCGCCGGGGGUAGCGGCUGGCGAAGCGCCGGUAUCAUACGUGAGGCAAAAGAAAGACCCUUACUUUGGUGAUGGACAAAGGAAAAAGGACUGGCAUAACAAAGAAGCUAUAAGGAGGGACUCUGAGCGUGUAGGAAAUGGCGAACAGGGAAAACCUUACCCAAUGACUGAUGCAGAGCAAGUGGACCAGGCAUACAGGGAAAAUGGCUUUAAUAUCUUUGUGAGUGAUAAAAUUUCUCUGAAUCGUUCUCUUCCAGACAUCAGACAUCCAAACUGCAAGAAUAAGCUAUACCUGGAGAAGCUCCCAAACACCAGUGUGAUAAUACCAUUCCACAAUGAAGGAUGGUCUUCCCUCCUUCGGACAGUGCACAGUGUCCUAAACCGCUCCCCACCUGAGCUGAUAGCAGAGGUAGUGCUGGUGGAUGACUUCAGCGACAGAGAACACCUGAAGAAACGCCUGGAGGAUUACAUGGCCCAGUUCCCAAAUGUAAGAAUCCUCCGAACCAAAAAGAGAGAAGGGCUGAUACGGACUCGGAUGCUGGGGGCCUCUGUGGCCAUAGGGGAUGUCAUCACCUUCUUGGAUUCCCAUUGCGAGGCCAAUGUGAACUGGCUGCCACCUCUGCUAGAUCGCAUUGCCCGGAACCGCAAGACUAUCGUUUGCCCGAUGAUUGAUGUUAUUGAUCAUGACCACUUUGGAUAUGAGACUCAGGCUGGAGAUGCUAUGCGAGGUGCAUUUGACUGGGAGAUGUAUUACAAGAGGAUCCCUAUUCCUCCUGAGUUACAGAAACUUGAUCCCAGUGAUCCCUUUGAGUCUCCUGUAAUGGCUGGAGGACUGUUUGCAGUCGAUAGAAAGUGGUUCUGGGAGCUGGGAGGGUAUGAUGCAGGUCUGGAGAUAUGGGGAGGAGAGCAGUAUGAAAUAUCCUUUAAGGUAUGGAUGUGUGGAGGUCGCAUGGAGGACAUCCCUUGCUCUAGAGUUGGUCAUAUCUACAGAAAAUAUGUUCCAUACAAGGUUCCAACAGGAGUCAGCCUGGCCAGAAACUUGAAGCGGGUGGCAGAGGUGUGGAUGGAUGAGUACGCAGAGUACAUCUACCAGCGCAGACCGGAGUACCGGCACCUCUCUGCAGGGGACGUUACGGCUCAGAAGGAGCUUCGCAACAACCUCAACUGCAAAAGCUUCAGGUGGUUCAUGAAUGAGGUCGCGUGGGACUUGCCAAAGUUCUACCCACCCGUGGAGCCUCCAGCAGCCGCCUGGGGAGAGAUCCGCAAUGUAGGAACUGGACUGUGUGUGGAUACCAAGCAUGGAGCCCUGGGAUCGCCACUGAGGCUGGAAAACUGUGUGAAGGACAGAGGAGAGGCAGCAUGGAACAAUGUGCAGGUAUUCACCUUCAGCUGGAGGGAAGACAUCCGUCCUGGGGAUCCUCAGCACACCAAGAAGUUCUGCUUUGAUGCCAUUUCCCACAGCAGCCCUGUGACCCUCUAUGACUGUCAUGGAAUGAAGGGGAACCAGCUCUGGAGAUACCGAAAAGACAAGACCCUCUACCAUCCAGUAAGCAGCAGCUGUAUGGACUGCAGUGAGAGUGACCGAAAGAUCUUUAUGAAUAGCUGCAAUCCCUCAUCUCCAACGCAGCAGUGGAUAUUUGAACAUACAAACUCAACCAUCUUGGAAAAAUUUAACAGAAAUCUUGAUCUUUAAGAGACUGAGGAAAUACAUCCAUAUAUAUAUAUAUAUAUAUAUAUUUUACAAUUCUAGUUUUUACUGGGGAGGGUUACAAAAACAUUUUUAAGAGUACUUUUUUUUAAACAGUGAAUGAAAGUAAAAGGGAGACUCUCAGGAGAAGGUUAACUAGCAGGCCAGGCUUUAUUGUGAAGAUGCUGCAUCCUUCUCUUCUGGGGAUGGUGGAAUGUUAAAGGCUUUGCGAGAGCCACUUCUGUGCUGAGACUGAACUGAAACUGAUUUUGGAGGAGUCUGAAUGCAAUUCAAGCUGCUUUUUUGUUUGCUUUAUUUCCUGCCUGGGUCUGGUGUUAAAGGAUUUUGUUAUCCAGGACUUUCUGUAACUGCUAAGAUGGCGGCCAUGAGGGAAGAUUGUGAAGGGAAGAAAGGGGUAGCCAUAAGGAGGGAUCACGGGGGGAGAGCAAGGGCAACCAUGGGAUGUGAGGGGUGGCCAUGAGGGGAGAGCAGGGACAGCCAUGGGAUGUAAGGGGUGACCAUGGGCCACUAUGAGGGGUAAAUGAGUGGUGGCUGUGAGUGGAGAUCAUGGGGGGCAGCCACAAGGGAAGAUCUUGAGGGGAGAUCAGUUUGUCCUUAGUGACAUGGUUUAGUGGUGGCCUUGGUAGUCCUGGGUUAAUGGUUGUACUUGAUGAUCUUAAAGGUCUUUUUCAACCUGGUUGGUUCUAUGAUUCUGUACCACCUGCUGAAGCGUUCCCACAGAGGUGCUUUAUCUUCCAAAGCCUGCAUAAGUAAAAUCUUGAAGAUUUAAUCCUCCCAUCAAAAAAAAGGCCAUCAAAAUAUUAAAUGAUUUUUUUUUCUUGCCCUAAACCAAAGUAUAUUUCAAUCAGUUGAGUAUUAUCUCUUUCCAAAUCACAGCCCUGAUAAAGGAACUAGCUCAGUGGAAGUGCAGCCAGGUGUUGGGAACAGCACUGUAGUUAUUAGUGAUGAGGAAUCUGUGUUUCUGGUCCAUUCACUCUGCAGUCAGUUUGUCAGUCACUGUUGGAUCUUCAAGGUGAAAGAUGAGCAGAGGGAUAUGAAAUAAGCACAGUUCUUAAAGGUGAAGGUUUUUUGCUAAGAGCCUUUGAAUAUCAGGUUCCAAAUUUGCCUUUUAUUCAGAAUCUUUCUAGCAUGGACACCUCUGGAAUUUUUCAGAGUUUAAUCGAUUACAUAAAGGCCACUUCCAUUUUUCCUUUAGAAGAUUGAAAGCUAACUUAAUUCACAGUUGGUGUGAGCAGAUUAGUUCAGGAUAAUUAAGUCAGGGCUGAAAUUAGCUGUUGGUCUUUAUCCAUUUGUUCAUCAGUGUGCAGCUUGUUGCGGUGGUGAGUCCUGUGGUCACUAGCAUUCUAGGCUUGUGCUAUUUAUCCCUCCUCUUUUCCCAGCAUCCACAGCACUGUACAGUUUCCUGUGACUGGAAAUCUGUUUGCUUAAGCAGAGAUGUGAGAUUGAUGGGCCCAUUUCACUGGUACCCUAACCUCCAGUUAGCUGUGCAAGGUGUUACCCUUCUGGUUUGGCUGCAGGAUGUGCCAGACACUGAACCAGAAUAAUCUCAUCCCAGGUAGGGUGUCAUGUGAAGGCAAAGAGAUUUCUGCCUACUGUGAAGAAACAAGCAGGCUGGCCCUUUCUGCAGAGCUCCAGAAGGGAGCACUUUCUGAUGGUGCCAAUUGUAGGACCAUUGCCCAUGUUUCAGAUGUCCUUGAGGCCAUGUAAUGCCGUGUCUGUCAACUGGGAGCAAACUAGGACACAGCUAUCUGCCUCUUAAGGCUGAUGUGUUGACUGAGAGGCUCAAAUUCAUUCCCACCUCUCUCAUCCUCACAGCUGAGGCCACACGCUGACUUACCUGGUACAUGCAUUCACGAAGCAAGGGGAACAUGGGUACUGCAUUACAGUGGGGGACCGGCUUGCCAAAUGCAUUGGUAUCUAACAUUUUGGGAGUGAAAAAAGACUCUAGGCUUCCCCUGUGACAGUUGUACAGCAGUACUGCUAUGGAAGUGAGGCCAGCAUCAGAGUUGACAUCUUGUGUUCUCAGUAACUACCAUACAUCUGUCAUUAGGAUCCUUUAUCAUUUCUGUGGGAGACAGAACCAGUUCCCAGUGCUUUGUGUCUGUUGCUUUCCUUAAGUUAUUAAUGCUCUCAUUAGUCUAGUAGUGCUGACUAUGGAUCAAUAGAUGGUCUGACUAGAUGUUUUUAUACCUGUGGAACAAGAAGCUGUCCAUGAACAGUGCUAGUUUAAAAGUGUGACACAAUCAGCAGAUUAUAGGAAUGGACUGUCUGUCAUUCUGCUUGCAGCUUGCAACUGUGUGAGUCUUAGUUUCCUAAUGAGAGGAUUAGCUUCUGUUUGGGAAAUGCAUGGCUUGCUUUGUACUUGGGCUCACCUGGUGAAGGGAGUCCUCACUGCUUGGCUUGCUGAGCACUUGCUUCAGAGGGAGCUGCAGUAAGGAACAGGUCUUUUACCACUUAGUGAUCUUCAUUUGGAGGGAAAGGAAAGCUUGUAGCAGUUUGCACUGAAAGAUUAGAUAACUGUUGAGGCAAUUCCUGUUGUCAAAACCAGCCACCAGUACAUGGAAACAGGAGCUUCAGUGAGAGUGGUCCUCUUGGGUCCUUUUCAAUACGGUUCAUCUGAUCUGCUCCUUGAUGGUUUGGGAUCUGAGUGUGAUCAGUGCCUCACCAAUUCUGACUGGCUCACUGGGCUUUGAGCUAUUAAUUUAUUUACAUUAAUUAUACUUUUCAGUACCCUAGAGGCUUUGCUGACUAAUAAGAAGACUUAAUAUAACCAGCCAUUCACUGAUUGAGAAAUAGAGACUGUAUUUCAUCAUCUACAUCUUUAAUUGAGCCUUUACUGGUUAAUUAUUCCAAUUACUUUUGGUUAUUUGUAAGCCAGAUUGCUAAAGCAUGAACACACAAGUGAAUCUUCCCAUCUGCAUGCAAGUCAGGACUGGAAAUUGAAUAUGCAAAAUAAGUGGUUUUGUAUCUUUCCCCCCAAAAGCAUUCAAACACCCCUCUCUCCAUGGCUGCAUAAAUUCUGCUGCUUUUAAGUAUCAGGAUCCCAGACAACAGGGGGAUCCCCGGAUGUAUGUUAUGUUGCAUAAUAAUACUUCAGUUUGUUCUUGAAGCUGUUGUUGAUUUAUACUGGUGCUAAUCUCUCAGGCCUACAGACAGAGUAAUAGGUUUGGGGCUCUGGUAUGUGCAAGGUAGCUUUUUUCAUGCCUGGGAAAUUAACUUUCUUUUCUACAUCGUAACAGAAGAACGUGUGAGCCUUACUGAAAGGGGAAUUCAGCAUCAUUAAAAUAAAGAUGUGCCUUUUAAAAUGUAAAUGUACAGCAAAUGCUUAAACUUGAACCUUUUCGUAGUGCCUUGCUGGACAAGAGAGGAGAGGGAAAAGGGUUGGGAGGUAAGGAUGUCAGAGAAAGCUUGACUUGUGCUGUGUUUGUGUGUGUUUUCUAGUAUGUCCAACUUGUAAGUGCAAAAUCUGUGUGAACGACAGUAAUUCUGAAGCUCUGGGGUUUCCUUUGUUAAAUCAAUACCAGUAAUGACUCGGGGAAGGGGGAUGUCACUCCUAGUAGGAAGGCUUGGAAAGGAUGACAGCUUCUUCUUGGUACCCUGUAACAACCAAAGCUAGACCAGGGAGUGUCCCGGUUAGCUGAUGGAUGUUCCACCUCACGGUGAAGACUCAUGCAUUUCACCAGCAUGCAAGAUCCUGCAUUUUACUUUCUGAGUAUCCAAAUCAGAAAUCACAAACAGUCCCAAAGGCUGUUAUAAAAAAAGUCCCAAAGCGGCAUUAUAAAGCCACUGGAUCUAUGUGGUCUUAAAUCUACUAGUCCAACUCUGAAGUCCUAAUCCUGAUUAGUGAGCAAGCAAAUGUGAACUUCAACAACAAAGCAAGAUAAAACUGAUAGAACUAAUAGACUAAAACAUUUGAUAACAGUAACAAAUAGCUAUAGCCUCUAAGGUGGAGAAAGGAAUUGGUUUCAAAAUGCAUUCUCCAGGAUCUCGGUGAUUUUGUCUAUUCUUUGUACUGCAUGCGUUUUAUCUGUAAAACUGGAUGGUGCCUCUUGAAUCAGUGUAUAUUUAUUUUGUGCAUAUUAGGACAAACAGCCUAAUAUCUGGGGUUGGUAAAGGAUUUGUAGCACUUUAAUGUAGUAGCUUUCAUAAACUGGGAAUCAUGAAUAGAAUGCCUAGUGUUUUUAAAGCUGAAUGGACUUCCUUUUAUAAUAUAUUUAAAAUAAAUUUUUAAUGUGUUUUCUGAAAA